AUGCGCAGACGGACCAGGGGCUCCGCGGUAGUGGUAGCCCUCUUCAUGUUCUGCGUCUACUGCGUGUGCACGCUGUCAAUGAGGACUCGGGCGGAGCAAGCAGCAUUAGCAGGGGCAGGCGAUCCAAGCGGACCGGAUGCAGCAGCAGCACCACCACCACCGCCACUACCGAGUCGCACGACAUGGGACGACCCCCCGGCAGUACACGGAAACGGUGCCAACACACCGAAGAAGGCGACGUCGACGGGGAUACAUCCGAUUGAGGAGCUGGUGGGCGAUGCGCAACGGGAGUUCGAUGCGACCAAGAGCCGGCAGUCGACGACGCUGCGGCAAGCCGUGGACGAGUACCGACGACGAUACAAGAUGCCGCCACCACCGCACUUUGACAAGUGGUUCGAGUUUGCGAGAAAGAAUAACGUUCAGCUGAUUGACGAGUUCGACACGAUCUACGAGCUCAUGACGCCGUUUUGGGGGCUCAAGCCCAAGACGACGCGGGAGAGGGCCAAGGAGGCUCUGGGCGGCGACAACUUCCUGCUGGGUGUCGCCAUCCGCGACGGCAAGGUGGCUUUCAUGGAGGGCCAGGGCGACGACUGGCAGCGCGAGGCCACUCAGGGCAUGCUGGACAAGUUCGUCGAGUACCUGCCCGACAUGGACCUGGCCUUCAACGUCCACGACGAGCCGCGCGUGGUGGUGCCGCACGACGACAUGACACGGUUGGUCGGCAAGGCGCGCGGGGUCAACAUGCCGGCCGCCAACGCCGUGGCGAAGCCGGUCAACGAGUUCAGCCCUACGCCCGCUGAGAUCGCCAAGGGCAGCAUGACCUUUGACGAAACAAAGGUGACCCGGUUCAACGUGUUUGCGCACCAGCCCACGUGGACACACUCGCGCAUGUCGUGCCCGCCCGACAGCCCGGCGCGCGUUCUCGAGGAGGACGACCGCGUCGACGCCAUGAGCGACUACGGCUAUGGCGACCUGGGCUUCGUGUACAACGCCACCGCCCUGAGCGAUAUAUGUCUGUCGCCGUCGCUCAGCACGACGUAUGGCUUCUUCGACCGCCCCAACUCGUACGACAUCGUGCACGACCUGUUCCCCAUCUUCUCGCAGUCCAAGAUCUCGUCGUACGCCGACAUCAUCUACCCAUCGCCUUGGUACUGGUAUGGUAAGGUCAGCUACGACGAGUCCCAGGACAUCGCGUGGGCCGACAAGCGCGACCAGCUCUACUGGCGCGGGUCGACGACCGGAGGCUUCAGCCGUAACGGGGGCUGGAGGCGCCAGCACCGCCAGCAUUUUGUCCAGAAGAUCAACAGCCCUGACGAGACCACCAUCAUGACUGAUGUGCCCCAGGACGACGGCACCGCCGCCGCCACCUCGGCCUCCCAGCACAACUGGCGUACCAAGACCGUCUCGCGCGGCGACUACCGCGACCUCAUAGACGUCAAGUUCUCCCACGUCGGCCAGUGCGACCCAGGCGACUGUGACGCCCAGAUAAACUUCUUCGGCCUGGCCGAACAGGCCAUGCAGCACGCCGCCUGGGCGUACAAGUACCUCGUCGACCUUGACGGCAACGCCUUCUCCGGCCGUUUCUACGCCUUCCUCCAGAGCCGCAGCCUCGUCUUUAAGAUGGCCCUCUUCCGCGAGUGGCACUACGAGUGGCUUCGCCCCUGGAUCCACUACGUUCCGCUCACCCUCCGCGGGGACGAGUGGCUCGAGGCUAUCCGUUACUUCGCCCGCGACAAGGAAACGGGGCAGGCCCUGGGACGCAACAUUGCCAACGAUGGGCGUACCUGGGCUAACAAGGUUCUUCGCAACGAGGACCUCGAGGCUUGGUUCUUCCGUCUACUUCUCGAAUAUGCCCGAGUCAUUGAUGACAACCGCGAAAUCAUCGGCUUCGACCCUUCGAGUGCAGACAAGAGACUCCCCUUACAACCUAGAGAAACUCCCGGCCCUGUGUUGGCAUGA
Messenger RNA from Geosmithia morbida, 1959 nucleotides. RefSeq names its product CAP10. The transcript is spliced from 2 exons. The record is from RefSeq and is a predicted model, not a curated record. NCBI's taxonomy places the organism in Eukaryota, Fungi, Ascomycota, Sordariomycetes, Hypocreales, Bionectriaceae. The coding region runs from base 1 to 1959 and encodes 652 amino acids.